CGACUUUUCUCUUUUAAUAUGCUGUGGUGGUUAUUUACAAAUUUGUUAAUUAACAAAUUCUGCCUUUCCAUUGUUUUUCAGGUGUCAGAGUGGGUCAACAGGAAGGAAGUUGACGACGGGGUGGUGAUUGGCUUCGGCCGAAAUGAAACGAUGCAGCGAGCUGCCUGUUUUGCCUUGACAAAGGAGGAGGAAGCUUGGUUGCAGGCAUAUUACUCACACGUCCGGCCAAGAGUGAUCAGGAGUGACCUGAACUGUGACAGGUUCUUCCUUUCGUCAGCUGGCACUGCUUUGCUCACAGUUUCGAAUGACCUCGGUGUGCUCCACAAAGCUUAUGAAAAAAGCUGGAGUGUGGGCACACUCGAAAACUUUUUAAGAGCCACCAGUCGUCAGGCGAGAGGUGCUUUAGAGACAGCGGCGGCUAACCUGACGGACAUGGAGAAGGAGGACGUGUCCUCUUACCUGGCCUACAACACUGCUGUGGCCAAACUGCACAGAGUACCUACGCCACAGACUGUAGUGGCCACGGCUACACUGCUGGACUCCUUGGCAGGCUCUGAGACCGACCGGUUUUCCGGUCCAUCAGGCACAAAGUCUUUGGACUUUGCAGACUUUUUAAUGAAGUUUCCGGAAUCGGCAGACAGCAAAGCACCCACCAAACUGGACAGGUUAAAGGCAGGGUUUCCGGGCGAUCGUGUUUUCUACGACAAGUGGCGUGCUGCCCAAAAGGCCAAAAGAAUGGAACGGCUGCUGAAGGCCUUUACCCGAAAACCCCAAGAAAGCAGGGUGAAAUACGGGAUUCUGAAGGAAGGGUGGAAGAACAACUGUCCAAAGCCAGCGGACGUUUUGGCGGCCUGGAAACCAGCCACCAAACUUGUCAUCGAGACUGACGAGGACCUCCGCCGGAACGUGUCUCAGCAGACGUGGAAAGGCCUGGCCAUUAAAGAUUUUGGUGGAGAGAAAGGGCUAGGAGUUGUUGCAACCCAACCCUUUUCCAAGGGUGACAUCGUGUGUGAUUACCAUGGGAAGGUAAUCACAUACGCCCAGGGAAAAGUCAUGAUGCAGAAUCUACAGGAUGAAGCAGGGUACCUGUUUUUCUUCAGGACCGGCCAGAGGCAUCUCUGCAUCGACGCCCAGACUUUUCCCUAUGAAUGCCACCCCUGUGCAGACACUGUGGGCGGAAGACUCAACCAUUCAUCCAAGCAAGCCAACCUGUGUCCAGAACCUUUCGUUUUGAAGGUGAAUGGACAGGACGUGGAUGUCGUCCUCUUCAGGGCCCUGCGGGACAUCAGUGUGGACACUGAACUGAAGUUUGACUAUGGGGUGAAAAGGAAGUCCUUCCGAGGAGAGGGCCAGGAUCUGCAAUGGCUAGAUGAGUGAUGUGGCUCAUCUGAUGAUGUGCUAUGCUAGUCAAACGGGGUUCAGAUCCCUAUGUUGUAAAUUAUAUCAAUAUUUGAAAAGCCUAAUUCUGUGUAGACUAUUACUAAGAAUUUUUUUUUUUUCCAUCCACUUUUGCAAAAUAAAAAUGUGAGUAGAGUAUGUGUUUUGUCUUCACUUGUGCUCGUUCAGGGUGGCUAUUAAGCAGACACAAUCUUUUUGACACAAUCUUUGGUAGUUUAAUUCAAAUUUAAACUUGAAAACCUGGGGGAAAGCCUGGAUCUUCUGUGCCAACAGCAGCAGCACAGGGCCAUUAAGGAAGACAAAAGAAUGGGGGUUGAGGGUGGGUGGGUAGGUGACAGAAGGACCUGUGUGAAACAAGACACAGACAGAAUUUGUGUAGGUGAGGAGAGUAAACAACAAAUUCUUCAUCCUAUUUCAACCAGAGCAUUUAUUCUCUGACAUCUUACCUUGUGCACACAGAGCAUAGACCAGUGAAUUCGGCCAGCUACGCGAUAUUAAUAUGUUGUGAAUAUUUGAAUAGCCUAAUUCUGUGUAGACUAUUACUAAAAAAAAUAUUAUUAUUAUUAUUAUUAUUAUUAUUAUUAUUAUUAUUAUUUUAAAUCCACUUUUGCCAAAUAAGACUGUGGUGUAAUCAUUGAGGUUUCACUCAGUUGUUAUGUGACUGCCAGGGUGAUUUCACAUCUUUAAGCUGAAGUUGAGUUUUUGAUAUACGUGUAUAAGUAAUACCCUAUCAUCCAUCCAUCCAUCUUCUACCGCUUACUCCUUCUUCAGGGUCGCGGGGGAACCUGGAGCCAAUCCCAGGGGCAUCGGGCACAAGGCGGGGUACACCCUGGACAGGGUGCCAGUCCAUCGCAGGGCACAAUCACAUACACACACACACAAAUACCCUAUCAUAUAUUUUUAAAAUACCCUUUUUAAUUUAGAUUAAUUUCAUUUUGUUCAAUUAUAUUUUUUCCCCCUCAAGUAUUUUGGUGAUGAAGAGGACGAGGAAGACAGAUGAUUAGAAAAAAUUUUGGACUUAGGGGGGAAAAAAAGAAAGAAAAAUAUCUUUUCAGUCAUUUAAAAAAUUCUGGUCUCCUUCUGUCAAGCUAAGUGAUAGUAAUAUAAAUUACUCACUUACUGCAUCAUCAAGAAGUUGUUAUCUAACUAAAGUUAACUUCUUUUGCAUGAGUAGGUACACAAUGACAGCUAAUUUGUUAAUGGUAUGACUAACAAUAAAAUGUGUAAACACAAUUAAAGCUGGCUUUAUGUCUAACAAGCUAUAACAAGUUAUAAAUAACAUGCUAACAAGCGAACAUGCUAACAAGCUAACAUGCUAAAAAGCUAUAAAUAUCAUGGCAAAACAAUUUUUUUUAAAAACUGGGUCUUUUUUUUCUUUUUUUUUUUUUUAAAGUGUCUAAAAUGUUUGGUUUUGUUUUUUUUAACCCAUGCUCUUUCACACGAAGUUGUUGCAGCACCCUGACCUUUUGUGUGUGUGUGUGUGUGUGUGAAAUAUUUGGCCACCAUAGGUAUUUCAUUUGUGAAAAUUGUGCCCACAGGUAAGCAAACCCCUCUCUCACACAGUGAUUAUUGUGAUGGAUAAUUUCAGUAAUUACUGUGAUGUUUGAUUUCUCUGAAAUCAAAUAUCAAUUUACAUUUAUUUUAUGUUCUCAGUAACUGAAUAUGGCAGAGGACAGUGGACGGGGGUACAGUUCUGACCAUUCAAGCGUAAGCAUGCUUAAAGGAAUUCCAUCUAUUUUUUUUACAUAAUUAUUUUUAUAUCAUGCAUAAAUACUUUGUAUGUCAAUAUAAGUUUAAUUUUGCUGCUUUUCCCCAGGCAUCCACUUACAUUCUGUCUCGAACAGUAAGCAGUAUAGACUUUAUUUUGUUAAAUGUCAUUUUCAUUGAAUGUCAUACAUUAAUAU
Molecule: messenger RNA, 3302 nt
Organism: Ictalurus furcatus (blue catfish)
Lineage: Eukaryota; Metazoa; Chordata; Actinopteri; Siluriformes; Ictaluridae
Exons: 6
Coding region: 19-1377 (452 amino acids)
Molecular function (GO): protein binding
Source: RefSeq, a predicted model, not a curated record